This is a messenger RNA of Hirsutella rhossiliensis, 582 nucleotides long. RefSeq lists its product as uncharacterized. The record is from RefSeq and is a predicted model, not a curated record. The transcript has a single exon. NCBI's taxonomy places the organism in Eukaryota, Fungi, Ascomycota, Sordariomycetes, Hypocreales, Ophiocordycipitaceae. Bases 1 to 582 code for a protein of 193 amino acids.
AUGAACUUGAAUACGAACCGCCGUGGCCGAUCUACUCACCUUUUCUCAAAUCACGAUACCCCCCAAUCGCCUUCUAUGACGGAAGGCGAGAGGGAUAAGACCAAGGCCCCAAAACCUUCUCCAUACUGGAAUAGGCGCUCGCUGCUGAAGGGAGAUGAGCCGAGCUCGACCGAUAAGGAAGCUCCGACUGGGAGAAAUAUCCCUGGCGCCAAAACUGGGAAGCCAUGGGAUAGUUACAGAGAGAUUUACAAGAUCCUUGAUUUUGAAGGGAAUAUCUCACUUGCCAUCAGCGCUAAGUCACCUCGCCGAGUUGUUAACAUUAGAUCAUUCCCAUCGGUCGAUACGGGGCAGCCCCCUCUUGCUUACUACCACUUCAAUCACAAAAAUAUCGUGUCCAUCUUAGAAGUCUUCAACGAUUCCCCUAGUGGCUUCUACCUCGUGUUUGAGGAAAUGGCCAUCUCGCUACGUCAACUCGUCAACUGCCCAGCCUACCCGAGUGAGCUGCAAGCCGUUGCAUUGCUUCGUCAGGUACGCCCGUUACGGACGAACCGUCGCGUAGCUUACUUCAUCAUCAGACACUAG